Messenger RNA from Clarias gariepinus (North African catfish), 1437 nucleotides. RefSeq names its product Fc receptor-like protein 5. Lineage: Eukaryota; Metazoa; Chordata; Actinopteri; Siluriformes; Clariidae. The record is from RefSeq and is a predicted model, not a curated record. Gene Ontology annotation, molecular function: transmembrane signaling receptor activity. The transcript is spliced from 8 exons. Gene Ontology annotation, biological process: cell surface receptor signaling pathway. The coding region runs from base 1 to 1437 and encodes 478 amino acids.
AUGGUGCGGAAUCUGCUGCUGGGCACCUUCAACUUGGAGAGUUGGAGCUGCAACCUGAAUGUGAGACCACGUCCAGUACUGAGUGUAUCUCCACAGAACUGGCUGACUGAAGGAGACUCAGUGACUCUAAGCUGUGAGGUUACAGACUUCUCUAAAAAUUUGACAUUCAGCUGGUACAGACAUGUUACCUACAGAGACAGUGAUGGAGAUAUCAUGUAUAAAGAGGAACUCCUCUCAGACAGCAGCAGAGGAUCUCGAGGCUCCUACACUAUCAGUCCUGUCACUCGUAAUCACACAGGAGUUUAUAUGUGCAGUGUUGAGAGAGACGGACAGCAGGUUCAGACAGAUCGCAGUCGUCCACAGCCACUAUGGAUCACUGGUGAGGAAAAAUUAAACACCCGUGUGCUGGGAGAAAACAGUAAUCCUGUCAACAUCACAGUGCAUGGGCCCGUACUGAGUGUAUCUCCACAGAGCUGGCUGACUGAAGGAGACACAGUGACUCUAAACUGUAAGGUUACAGACUCCUCUACAGACUGGACAUUCACAUGGUAUAGAGAGGUUAUCUACAGAGACAGUGAUGGACAUAUCAGGUAUGAAGUAAAACUCCUCUCAGACAGCAGGAGAGGGUGUGGAGGCUCCUACAGUAUUAGUCCUGCUGCUCGUAAUCACACAGGAGUUUAUACGUGCAGAGGACAGAGAGACGGACAGCAGGUUCAGACAGAUCGCAGCAAUUCACAGCCACUAUGGAUCACUGGUGAAUCUCCUCCAGUCUCUCUGAUCAUCAAUCCCAACAGAACUCAACACUUUACUGGUGACUCUCUCACAAUGACCUGUGUGGACCGGACUGACUCUACUGGAUGGAUAGUGAGACGAUACACACAUGAAUCGGGAUUGACAACUUGUUCACUAUGGGGAUCAGUUACAGGAUCUACAUGUAAUAUCAGCUCCCUCUCCAAAUUCCACACUGGAGUUUACUGGUGUGAGUCUGAAUCUGGAGAAAACAGUAAUCCUGUCAACAUCACAGUGCAUGAUGGUAAUGUGAUCCUGGAGAGUCCUGUCCAUCCUGUGACUGAGGGACAUCCUUUGACUCUACGCUGUUUAUAUCGCAGCACAAAUUCCUCAAAUCUCCGAGCUGAUUUCUAUAAAGAUGGAUCAGUUCUCCAGACACAGACUACAGGAGAGAUGAUCAUCCAUAAGGUCUCAAAGUCAGAUGAAGAUUUCUAUCACUGUAAAUACCCAGAUAGAGGAGAGUCACCGAAAAACUGGGUCUCAGUCAGAGGUGAGAAAUCAGCUCCAUCCUCAGUGCUCAUGCUGAUCAGUAGUGUAGUGACGGCCUCUCCAUACCUGCUGGUGACCAUCAUUCUACUGUUCAAAUGUUACAGAGCUCGAGCUCAAACUAAUAAAGAGAAAAUUGAGAAUGCAGUUUUGGAGGAGUGA